GCGUCCUGCCUAUCCUGUCUAUGAAAUGUACAGUCGAGUGCCACGUGUUUCAGGUUGUGAGCCGUUUGCCGAGAGUGAGUAAAUCAGCCGAAGCAAAGUCGUAACCGUGCUGAUUUUUGUUUUCCUCUUACGGUAAUUCAUGAGACAACAGUGUGCGCGUCAGCGGAAGCUUUACCAUCGUUGAACGCUACCAUUUAUCCCUUAUGUUCAACAGUACACUUUUCUCAAAAGACAAUUGUAACUGGACACACUUGAAUUUGUUUUGACAUUUCACCAACAUUUGGAGACGUGCAGAUCCUGAGACUCCUUUGUAGUAACCAUGGCACGUGGAAACUGAAAUUAAAUAGAUUCUUGUGCAGUACAUUUAUUCACAAUACUAAAAUACUCUACGACGAGCCAUGUGUGAUCUUAUGCUUAAUUUGGACGUGUCUGUUGUUCCUGAGAACGGCAAAUCACGGAGUAGACAGCAUGCAAGGGACAUUCGCUUUAUGAAGGGGAAUAAAGCCCGUGAGAGGAGAGAUAACUUGCGCCACCAGAAGUUAGAGAUCCAACAAUUGGAUACAAUUCAACAUCUAGACAAGCAAAAUGUAAAAUUCAAGCCAGAGUCCCAGACGAAAUCGUAUUUGAAGAAAAGCCACAAAGAAAUAAAAGAUACACUCAAUGGAACGAUUAAACACAGUGGUGUGAAAUUGCAGAGGAAAAACGAGAAAACGAAAGGUCAUGCCUUUGACGCCUCUGUCCAUAACAACAUGUUAGACGAGUUUUCCAAUGGAGCUGCAAGGCCAGAGAAACAAGUCACCGUUACGGAAGAUGUGCCACAGACUUUUGCCAACAAGAAUCCAAGCAGGUAUUUCGGCCUCGACUGUGAAAUGGUGGGCACAGGGCCUGCUGGUGUUUGCAGUGAGCUGGCCCGAUGCAGCAUUGUCACCUAUUAUGGUGACGUUGUGUACGAUCGCUAUGUUCAACCAAGGAACCCUAUCACUGACUACCGCACGCGAUGGAGUGGCAUAACUGCUAAAGAUCUGUCCAAAGCCAUCCCAUUCCAUCGGGCCAAGAAGGAGAUUGUCCAGAUCCUCAAAGACAAGGUGGUGGUGGGUCACGCCCUGCAUAAUGAUUUCAAGGUGAUCGGUGUGACAGUACCUGAGUCUCUGCAGCGAGACACAUCACGCUCGAAGCUGCUGAGAAGCAUGGCAGGCCUCCCCACUCACCGCAUUACUUCCCUAAAGAUCCUCGCAAAGACCUUGCUCAAAGAAGACAUACAGAUGGGAACUAAUGGACAUUCCUCUGUGGAGGAUGCUUGGUCAGCCAUGCAGCUCUUCCGCUUGAUUCAGAUUGACUGGGAGAAGGAGCUUGAUGAGCAGGCACAAGAAAAACCCCAAUCAAUCAAAACACGAGUGGCUGCAUUGCCAACUCAAAAGGCUGCCAAUUGUAAAGUGGAAGGUAAAGUAACAUUCAAGCCAAAAGUCAAAAACAUGAUGGAAAAAAGCAGUGAAGAGCUAUUUAAAUGUUUAAAUUUAAUGCUGGGGAAAGAUAAUGAACAUGAAUGCAAGACUGGCAAAGAUCUGUAUGUUGCUGGAACAGAGAAAUGCAUCGCAAGGGAAGAAAAGGACAAACGCAUAAAAGAAUGUGAAAUGUUAGGAAAAACAGAUGAUAAAUCACUGGUAACUUUCAUCACCACAGGAAAGAAGAGGAAGCAUAAAUGCAAAGUGGUUGAGGAUCGUAAUAAAACAGCUAAUUUGAAGAAACCAUACAGUAAAAAAUCUGAUGGAUCCAAACACGUAGUUUUUGCAGAACUCGAGGCAAAAGAUGAGGCAGAACCAGCAAGAAAGAAAAAAAGAAAGUGCACAUCGUAAAAAACGCUACCAGGUGCAUUCCGAAGGGCACUUGUGCAAAUUCAACCGAAUGUACAAAUUGUACAAUUCUGAAAUGUGCAAAUGUGUGUGACUGGGCUCACGUGAAGAAGGGGAAUAUAGUCAAUGAAAACAUAAAAAAAGCAUUACACAGUGUAAUUGAGAAUAUGAAUACAAACUACCACAACCAAAACAGUGUGCUGAGAUGCAAAGUGAAAGGAUGAAAUUGCCAGUUGAACAAGUUGUCUGAGAUUUAAUCAAGAAACAUUGAAAAAUAGUAAAUCAAGACAAACAAUGGAAAGAAAGCAGCAGCAAGAACUAAUAUAAAAGCAAUCCGCCUGAGCCUGUUUCCGAUGAAUCGAGGUGAAAAGUGUCCCACUGCUCUGAACAAUGGGUGUUGCAUUCUUCUGCUUUUAAGGUCCCAAGACAUUGUUGGUCCACAUUCCAAAUCCUUAUGGAGAUGGCUAGUCUAUCCACAAAAUACGAUGUAUUUUAUUGACCAUGGAGGGGCAAUAGUCAACCGCCAACUGGCAUAAGCACAUAAUGUUUAAUAUGAGAAACUGGAAAUACAGUUGCAUAUAUACUUUAAAUCCAAUGUAACUUUUAUUGAGGACCAGAAGGGUGUGUUCAUAUUUCAAUGAGUGGUAUAUAAAUAUUUCAGUAUGAGCUUCAUUGUUUACUCUUAUUAUAUUUCACUUCUAAAUUAGAGAUAAAUAUGGUAUUGAUAUGAGUUUUACAUUAAAAAAAAAUGCUAUGGCAGGGUCACCACGGCUUUUGACACCAUGUACAGCUCUGGUCUAUGGGAUCUAGACCUAUGACAUUUUAUUGUUGUGUGUCCAAGUAAAUACUUUCACGCCUUGAUGGAUCUUAGUGUACUAUGCAAAAUUGUUGAACACUUUUCCAUUUGCGGGACACUGGGGUCGUCUGAAAACAAUAAACAAGUUCACUGUCGCAAGUUUCAUGUUAUUUUUUUAGCCGAUGGCAGAAGCUUGAUUGGGGGAGUUUAAGCUCAUAAUUUGGUCACGGGAAUGAUUUCCGAAUGCAAAAUAAAGUCGCGUCACGCAUUUCAUUCGUUGCAUAGCGUUAAAAGAUUUGGCGCCUCCAUAUAUUUGUCAAGUUUUUCAGUCGGUACGAGCUGUCGAGGUCUCGACUGAGAUGAUCCCAUUGACCCAGUCGUCGUGGGGUAGUCGUGCAUUUGCCUGUAUUGAAACUUUGGAACUCCUGCCUUGCGAUCUCCAAGACAAAUCUUGAUACAUUUGUACAGUUUUUACAAUAAUUACUUAUUAAGAAGAUUAUUAAGAUUAUUGUGUUAUAUUGAUGUCUAAAUUAGUACAUUGUAUUUAAUAUAUCGAUCAUGUGCCCAAAUAUUUGGUUUAUGCAAAGAAACGCUGUCGCAUAUUUAAAUGUCUUGACAAUAAAAAAUAUACAAGUCCA
Molecule: messenger RNA, 3284 nt
Organism: Petromyzon marinus (sea lamprey)
Lineage: Eukaryota; Metazoa; Chordata; Hyperoartia; Petromyzontiformes; Petromyzontidae
Cellular component (GO): nucleus
Molecular function (GO): exonuclease activity; nucleic acid binding
Source: RefSeq, a predicted model, not a curated record